Molecule: messenger RNA, 1407 nt
Organism: Anopheles aquasalis
Lineage: Eukaryota; Metazoa; Arthropoda; Insecta; Diptera; Culicidae
Product: facilitated trehalose transporter Tret1-like
Biological process (GO): transmembrane transport
Cellular component (GO): membrane
Molecular function (GO): transmembrane transporter activity
Source: RefSeq, a predicted model, not a curated record
UCAUCAUCAUCAUCAUCAUGGAUGGUGGCUGUGAAGCGGUACCGGAACGAGUACCUGGCAUCAGUGGCCGCCACCCUGUGCAUCUUUAUGGUCGUCUGCACCAACGCUUGGACAUCGCCGGCCCUCCCGAAACUACUCAUCGAACCGAAUCCACCGAUCUCGAUUACGGCCGACGAUGGUUCCUGGAUUAUGGCGAUCCAGGCGCUCGGUGGCAUUCCGGGCAUGCUGCUCGGUGGCCUCACCGUCGAUCGGUACGGACGCAAGUGGCCAUUCGUCUGCAGUGCCGGCCCGGUGAUUGCCGGUUGGGUGUUGAUGGCAUUGGCUCGAUCGGCCGCCUUGCUCUACGUCGCCCGCUUCCUGUUUGGUGUGUCGUACGGUGUCGCUUACGCCAUUGCGCCGAUCUACCUGGGUGAGAUAUCGUCUGCUGAGAUCCGGGGUACGGUCGGUUCUUUCAUCACGGCCAUGGCCAAGCUGGCCUUCAUGUUCGAGUACAGCGUCGGACCGUACGUUAGUUUUGAAACCCUCGCCUGGAUAUCGCUCACCGGAGUGGCCCUCUUCUUGGCCACCUUUCUCUGGAUGCCGGAAUCGCCGCACUUUCUGCUCGUCCAGGGACGUCACGCCGAGGCACGAGCCUGUCUUCGGUGGCUUCGACGAACGUCGGAUGUGGAGGAUGAGCUGGUCGCCAUCGUAAAAUCCAUCGACCGGACGGCCGCAGAUGGCCGUGGUUCGGUAAGGGACCUUUUCGUACCGGCCUACCGGCACCAUCUGGCGCUGGUGUUGAUUCUGGCGUUCGGAAUGCAGCUCACCGGCGCCCAGGCCAUUCUCGGGUACGCGCAGACCAUUUUCGGGAAGAUUUCGACCGAUCUAACGCCACCAGAAAUGUCCAUCGUGCUUGGUGCGGUCCAGCUGGUGACCGUGCUCUUUCCCAUACUGCUCGUUGACCGUCUUGGCCGUCGACCGAUCAUGCUGUGGUCAACCGGUGGCAGUGCGGUCGGGUUGCUGCUCGGUUCCGUCUACUUCACGCUCGACGUUAUCGAUGGCGUUGAGGUUGGUCCGUACGGAUGGGUUUCCUUCGUGGGGCUCUUGGUGUUUGUUGUGAUGUAUGCGUUCGGGUUGGCCACCGUUCCGUUUGCGAUACUGAGUGAAAUUUUCCCGCGUAAUAUUCGAGCCAGUGCGAACGCCCUGUACGGUGUGCUGAGUGCGAUCCUCAUCUUCGGCGUCGUGAAGCUGUUUCAAGUGGCCGCCGACGGUGUCGGGGUGUAUCUGCCGUUCUGGGUGUUCACCGGUUUUACGGCGAUAGUGUUUGUGCUCGUCUAUCUCUAUCUGCCCGAGACGAAGGGGAAGAGUUUGGACGAGGUGCAUGCGCUUAUCGCUGGACGCUCGAUGGGUGGGAAGCGGGUGGUCUGA